GUUCAUUACCACACCCCGUGCGGCCGUUAACAUGUGUGCGUGCGUAGCUUCGUCGCGGGCGUGAUCCUGCGCGAACGCAUCCCCGCCUUCGAGCGGAUGCUGUGGCGCGCGUGCCGCGGCAACGUCUUCCUCAGGCAGGCGGAGAUCGACUCGCCACUUGAGGACCCGUCUUCUUCGGACCAGGUGUACAAGUCGGUGUUCAUCAUCUUCUUCCAAGGAGACCAGCUCAAGACUCGCGUCAAGAAGAUCUGCGAGGGCUUCCGCGCGACGUUAUACCCGUGCCCCGAGGCGCCGGCUGACAGGAGGGAGAUGGCCAUGGGCGUGAUGACCAGGAUCGAGGACUUGAACACGGUGUUAGGCCAGACCCAAGACCACCGGCACCGCGUGCUGGUGGCCGCCGCCAAGAACAUCAAAAACUGGUUCGUGAAGGUGCGCAAGAUCAAGGCCAUUUACCACACGCUCAAUCUGUUCAACCUGGACGUCACGCAGAAAUGUCUCAUCGCUGAGUGCUGGGUGCCGGCGCUGGAUUUGGAGACCAUUCAGCUGGCUCUGCGAAGAGGAACGGAGCGCAGCGGCAGCUCGGUCCCGCCGAUCCUGAACCGCAUGGAGACGGCGGAAGACCCGCCCACGUACAACCGCACCAACAAGUUCACGUCGGCCUUCCAGAACCUCAUCUACGCCUACGGAGUCGCGACCUACCGGGAGGUCAACCCUGCGCCGUACACGAUCAUAACGUUCCCGUUCCUAUUCGCGGUGAUGUUCGGCGACCUGGGCCACGGCGCGCUCAUGGCCAUCUUCGGCUUCUGGAUGUGCUACAAGGAGAAGCCGCUGCAGGCCAAGAAGAUCGACAGCGAGAUCUGGAACAUAUUCUUCGGCGGUCGCUACAUCAUCCUCCUCAUGGGUCUUUUCUCUAUGUACACCGGCCUGAUAUACAACGACAUAUUCUCCAAGAGUCUGAACAUCUUCGGUUCGUCGUGGCGCACCAACUACAACCUCACGACGAUGCAGUCCAACAAGUUGCUGCAACUCAACCCUGACUCGAUGGACUACUUGCAGACUCCGUAUCCGUUCGGAAUUGACCCCGUUUGGCAGCUGGCCGAGGCCAACAAAAUCAUCUUCAUGAACGCGUACAAGAUGAAAAUCUCCAUCAUCAUCGGCGUCUUCCACAUGCUGUUCGGUGUCUGCAUGUCGCUCUGGAACCACAUCUACUUCAAGCGACGCAUCAGCAUCUACGUGGAGUUCAUCCCGCAGAUCAUGUUCCUGACGCUGUUGUUCUUCUACAUGGUGCUGCUUAUGUUCAUCAAGUGGGUGUCAUAUGGCUCCACGCCGCCGCACUUCGGCAGCCAGGACCCAGAGAUCGUGAAAUCGAGCGCGUACUGUGCGCCGUCGAUUCUGAUCACGUUCAUCAACAUGAUGCUGUUCAAGACGGACGAGAACCCGCGGCCUGUCUGUAAUGACACCAUGUACGCCGGACAGAUCGGCCUGCAGAAGUUCUUCGUGAUCGUGGCUCUGCUAUGCGUCCCUGUGAUGUUGUUCGGUAAACCCUACUUCGUCAUGAAGGAGCAGAAGCAACGUGCCCGCCAGGGCCACCAGACGAUCGAGGGCGCGGCCGAGAACGGAGCCGCCGGCGGCGCCACCGUGCCCGCCACGCAGCACCACGAUGAAGAAAUCUCGGAGGUCUUCAUCCACCAGGCCAUCCACACGAUCGAGUACGUGCUGGGCAGCAUCUCGCACACGGCGUCGUACCUGCGGCUGUGGGCGCUGUCGCUGGCGCACGCGCAGCUGGCCGAGGUCGCCUGGAACAUGCUGCUGAGGAAAGGUCUGAUGUCGGCGGGCUACUCGGGCGGCAUCAUGCUGUACGUGGUGUUCGCGGGCUGGGCCGCCAUCUCCGUGUCCAUCCUGGUGCUCAUGGAGGGGCUGUCCGCCUUCCUGCACACGCUGCGGCUCCACUGGGUGGAGUUCCAGAGCAAGUUCUACAAGGGCGAAGGAUACUUAUUCCAGCCGUUCUCCUUCGAGGUGAUCCUGGACUCGGCCGGCACAGGCGACGAGUAAACCCGCGCUCAAUACUAGCGUGCACGAAUUACUAACGGGCUAAUGUAUCCUAAACCUUAAAAAAACUCAAAGAUAAAGAUGUAACAAGAAAGAUUUAGUUUAUGAUUGCUGACCUAACUUAGGUACAAUAUUGUCAAAUUUUCGCAAUCGGCAGCAAGCGUUAUGAGCACUGUCAUUAUGGUAUAUUCUUAUACAGUCUCAUAAGUAGCCCGUAACAUUAGUUCACUCAUUUUUUCCCAAGUUAUUCGUGUAGCGGCGGUAGUGUGGCCCGUUAUAGUCUAGCUACGACAGCAAACGUUUGGAGCGAAGCGGUAGGCUGAGCUGAGCUAAGCGAGCGGUUGUGUAUUGCUUUCGAUCUGUCUAUAUUCAAGCGGGUGUCGGAAUAUGACCCCUUUCAGUGGUGGACCCCAUAAUAAGCAAUCGCUCGCAAGUAGUUUCAAUAUUUAUCUUAUAAGUGUAAAAGUCUUAAUAUUGUUCAAUGUAUAUCGAUGUUUAGAUUGAAAUAAAUAUUUAGAUGUCAAUCUAUAUUAUUGCAUUUUAAAAUGUUCAAUGUCUACUUACUUAAAUGUUCGCUAAAUGAGCGAACUCGGUUUCAAUCGAUUUGCUUGUCAAUGCAAAGCUUGUAACAAUUUAUUGCCAAUUUGACGUUUAUUUUAUUAUUAGAAAAUUAAAUUGCUGAAAGUUUUUUUUAUCUAAAUCAUUUUGUAAGAAUAAAUAAAGGUGUGCGUGAUUUAGUUUUUGUAUUUUUUACACCCAUGUUCCAAUUAUGUACUUAAAAUUGUACGGAAUUCAAACCUGUGGCUCUCUGUAACUGUGUGUUAACAAUGUAGCAUGUUAGAAGCAAUGUCAUUCCAGUAGUAUCAUAGUUUUCAGA
Messenger RNA from Ostrinia furnacalis (Asian corn borer), 2926 nucleotides. Its product is annotated as V-type proton ATPase 116 kDa subunit a. Gene Ontology annotation, molecular function: proton-transporting ATPase activity, rotational mechanism; ATPase binding. The transcript has 14 exons. Lineage: Eukaryota; Metazoa; Arthropoda; Insecta; Lepidoptera; Crambidae. The record is from RefSeq and is a predicted model, not a curated record. Gene Ontology annotation, biological process: vacuolar acidification; proton transmembrane transport. The coding region runs from base 97 to 2052 and encodes 651 amino acids. Gene Ontology annotation, cellular component: proton-transporting V-type ATPase, V0 domain; vacuolar proton-transporting V-type ATPase complex; plasma membrane.